ACCAAAACAAAAAUGGCGGCUGCAGUCACCACGGUAAACACAGCGAAGCUUUUUGCGUGCUUUUCUUCAUUUUUCUUGGUUUUCCUUGCUGUGUUUUGCAGAUUGCAUGUUUUGUAAAUGCACUGUUUAACUAACGGAGCGUUUCUGGAAAAUGUAUUAACGGACAACAACCGUGAAUCCCGGAAAAUAAACGGAAGCGUCUUCCUCCCGUUUGAAACCAAACAUCCGCCCCUGUAACGCGUGUCAGUGAUGUUUGUGUCGUCGUCGCAGCGGCACGAGGAUGAUACAACAUGAAAUAAACACGUUAACGAAAGGUGGUUGUACCAAAUGAAGAGGUAACGCUCCGAACAAGAUGUAACGUCUCUAACACUGAACUAAUAAACAAGAGAUGGGCUUGAACGUGGAAACAACCUGAGAGGUAAACAAGAGAAAGUUACGGAUAUCUGACGAUGGGUUUGGUGGACUUUGUCAUCUCCAGUGUCGGAAAAUGCCUGGACGCGGUGUGUUUACUGCUGGACCUGAAUUUUCUCAUCGUCCACACCGUGGUGCGGACUUUCCUGGCGGUUAUCUCCUUCAUAAACAACCUGCCCACACUCCUCCUCUACUCGGUGCUGGAGUUGGGGAACUUCCUCCUGUUUUGCUGCAUGUCCAUGGCGGAGGCUACAUCAGACCUGGCCCACAGCACCGUCACCAUGCUGGGGAGCCUGGUGCUGGCUCUGGAGGGGCUGCUGGAGAGCCUGAAGAUGGUGGGUUACCUGUCCAUGCACGUCCUGCUGAGGGGGAAAGAGCACCUGUGUCGAGGGCUGCUGUCUGUUUUGGAGGGCUGUGGCAUCGCUGUCAGCCUGGUCGUCUAUUUCACCAACACUGUGGUAAACUUUGCACUCAUUGCCACCCAGAACGUCUACCUGGCGGUGCUCAGCGUGUGGCAGACGGUGUCCAGCCCGCUGCAGAAGGUGCUGGAGCUCACACUGACCUCCUUCACCUUCCUGUACAGCAGCCUGGUCGGUACAUCAGCUUUCCUGUGGUCACCUUGUAAACUGGUGUUGGACUUCCUGGUGUCGCUGGUGCACAUGUUCAUCAGCAUCUUCAUCCUGAACAUCUACGGCCUCCUGCUCACUGUCGCUAUCGCUUUGACGACCACCGCCUACCUGAACCCAGGACUGACCCGACAGGCAGCUGCUCGAAUUAUGGUUUACAUUAACUCUUUUCCAGUACUGCGUAGACUGUAUCUGGCUCUACACCGCUUUCCUUCAGACUUGUUGACCAUCCCACACUUUGUGCGUGGUAACAUGCAGCACCUACAAAGGAUACUCCAUCACCUCUACCUACUGGAGAGAGGGCUUUGGCAGCAGCUUUCUCAACACAGCAGCCAGCUGAGCCUUGCACUUAGGACACAUCUCCACAGGAACAACAACAACAGAGUGCGAGGCGACGGUGACCCUGGAGAGGAGAGACGGGACCCACCAGAUGGAAGGGCAGGAGAUGGAGCCCACCAGGAGCUGCUGGAUUUAGUUUUCCCCUCAUCCAGCACGGACAGGCCGCUAAAGAAGCAGUCAGCUUCAGGCAAAGACGGUAAACCUCUGCCUGCAGAGAAUCUGCUGACUCUACUGAAGGAGCAGGAGGACAGGAAGAAGUGUGUGAUCUGCCAGGAUUGUAUUAAGACGGUGGUGCUGCUACCAUGCAGACACCUCUGCUUGUGUAGAGACUGUACGAACAUCCUCCUGAGGCAGCCUAUCUACCAACAGAACUGCCCACUCUGUCGUCAUAUGAUCCUCAACACCAUGGACGUGUAUCUAUGAGGGAUCAACAGAAGCAAAUCUACGGAGCCUCACAAACUGUCAGUAUAUACAAUAUUUACCACCACUGAAAUGAUAUUGAAAUACUUACUAUGUAUUUACUAAGUCAUGUUAAAGAAUAGGCCUGGUGAUAUUUUAUUUACUGUCACAUGUCAAGACCAAAAAACUAACAACACUCCUCUUCCCUGACUUUAGCACUCAGCCUCAAACCUUUUCAAUCCCACUGAAGCCAUCAGUUUCAUAAAUAUGUCGUUGUAUUUUUAUAACGCUAUUUUCCCUGAAACAGCUGUGCUCUGGAGUGUUUAACAAAUGAUACUGAAAAAGUGGUGAGUAUUGAAAACUACUGCACUUUGACUACAUACUCGUUAAUAACACCAGUUUAGGUAAAGAAUAAAGUGAAAAAAAAAUUAUGACAGAUUUAUAGAAUUUGGUUACAGAUGUGUGUACUCUUUUAGAGCAGUAGAGAAAUACGAAAGAAAACACAUGCUAUGUGCCAAUUCCUUAUUAUCUACUAACUGUAUACAAUAUAUACUAUACACUGAUCUUUUUAGUAUACCGGUUUUGCUGUUAGUGUGCAUCGAUCAGCCCCAACAUGAAAACCACUGACAGAUGGAGUCGAUAACAUCCGCAAUCUCAUUAUAAUGCAAUGUUAUGAUGGGAAACCUUGAGUCCUGGCAUUCAUGUAGAUGUUUUUUUAAUAAGCACCACCAAACAUUAUUGCAGAGCAAUCGCGCUCCCCAACGGCAGUGGCCUCCCCCAGCAGCACACUGCAUCCUGCCACAUUGGUAAAACUGCUCACAGAACACAGCAACAAGCCAGAGUUGUUGAACUCACUUCCAAACUCCCCAAAUCUCAGUGCAGUUGAGCAUCAGGGGGAUGGGUCAGAACAAGCCCUGUCCACAGAGGCUCCACUCUGCAACCCACAAGACCCAAAGGACUCUACUGACAUCCUGGUGCCAAACAUCACAGGCCACCCACAGAGGUUCUGAGUCCAUGCCUAGAUAGGUCAGAGCUGUUUCGGCAGAAUGUUUGGUGUGCAAAAAAAUCACCAUGUUUUCACGAGUUUCUCCCGAAAAUGUAACAAAACUUUUUCACCACCAAACAGACCUUUCCAGCUGUGUGCAGUGCUUGCCUUUAAUUUGUGCAUUUUAUUGCAGGAUAAUAGUGUCCAUCAGCAGUAACAGAUACACUCAGAAGACAGUGUUAUUACUUUAUUUUUUCCAGUAUACUCAAAUCCUGCUUAGGAAUGUGGAUUUGGGCCUACUAGGAUCCACCUGUUGAAAUAUUCUAGUGUUGCCACGUCGAGUCUCAGGUGUCGUAGGCCUGGUAAUCCGUUGGUGCCCUCCCCGAUGCUGAAAUGUUUACCACCGCUAAUGUCUUAAACUGUUGUGCUUUCAGCAGGCCAAGCUGUGAAGGAGGAGCACCAACACUGUGCUUUACUGCAUGAGUAUACUAAUGAUUCCACACAUGCUGUAUGUAUGAACACUGUACGUAUCAGAGUGUAUUCCAGCUUUUACCAUUUCAAUCUCUGUGUGUACAUCAUGACCACUUUAAUUUGUGCUGUGUUUUCACUUUUCACACAGAACUGUGUACACAGAGUAAAAAGAUUUUGUGUAUUUGAGGAAAGUGAUUUAUGGUUUUCCAGUCAGGCUUUAUUUCUUUUAUUUGUUCUAUUGAUAGGGCUUUUCCAGUCUUCCACCAGAGGUGUAUUACUGUCACCGCCAACAAAUAAUCCAUAAAUGGUUUUCCCUUUCUUUUGACAUUGUAAUAAAACAGAUUUCUGUUGUAUAAAAGGACCAUAAACUAAUAAGGCUUUACAAUUUCAUUUGCUUUUGUUUCUCAUAUGUUGCUGUCUAAGCUGAAGUGUUAAUAUUGAUCUAUGUUUAAAGUUUACAGGGCAUUGAUGUGACACCACUUAAUGUAUUAUUAUUGAUGAUGGAUGGUGUGGAGUCUGAUUUAGGGGGGAAAAAGAGAAAGUGCCGCCUGUCAUAUGGCUGCGUAUAAAAGCAUUUUUUUUUUUUUCCAUUUAAGUAAUUUUGUAUGAUUAGAAGAAAUUUUUGGGACUGCAGUUAAGUUGUGUAAUAUCAAAUACUGACAUUAUCGUGUUCCCUGCUGGAUUACACAGACAUCAUUUAUGAAAGUGGUCUAAUGUCAGUUUUUGAGAAGUUUGUGGAUGAUUUCUAGAGACUGUAGUCACUAUGGACUACUCCUCUCAGGUAUUUCUAAAACGCCUAUGGCAUUCCUAACUAAAGAUUGCAGUGGACUGAAAACAGCUCACAUGACCAUCAUCUGUUAUUUCCCGCAAUAUGUGUGAACAGUGAGGGACAAUGUGAUUUGAAGACGUGAAUGUAAGUUGUGUUUUUUAAAAUACGAUGGCUGCCACAUGGCUGGCAGGUCUUCUGUUCGUAAUAAAACAUCAAUUACUGAAG
This is a messenger RNA of Stegastes partitus (bicolor damselfish), 4225 nucleotides long. RefSeq names its product ring finger protein 26 (gene rnf26). Gene Ontology annotation, biological process: ubiquitin-dependent protein catabolic process; protein ubiquitination. The coding region runs from base 450 to 1799 and encodes 449 amino acids. Gene Ontology annotation, molecular function: ubiquitin protein ligase activity. The transcript has a single exon. The record is from RefSeq and is a predicted model, not a curated record. Lineage: Eukaryota; Metazoa; Chordata; Actinopteri; Pomacentridae.